Molecule: messenger RNA, 159 nt
Organism: Racocetra persica
Lineage: Eukaryota; Fungi; Glomeromycota; Glomeromycetes; Diversisporales; Gigasporaceae
Source: the annotation of a GenBank genome assembly
ACUUACUUGACUACAUAUAUGAGAGUAUUGAAUUCGGCCGCAGAUAAAAAUAGAAGAAAAGAAGUGGUAAAAGUUAAAACUGUUAAUAACCUUGCAGAUGAUCUUAGAAAACAUUAUAAUAAAUAUAUCUCUAAAGCUAUUGUAAAUAAUUAUCUCUGA